This is a messenger RNA of Candida tropicalis MYA-3404, 1002 nucleotides long. RefSeq lists its product as uncharacterized. The record is from RefSeq and is a predicted model, not a curated record. The transcript has a single exon. The coding region runs from base 1 to 1002 and encodes 333 amino acids. NCBI's taxonomy places the organism in Eukaryota, Fungi, Ascomycota, Pichiomycetes, Serinales, Debaryomycetaceae.
AUGUUGUUACGUUGUUCUAAUAUUUGUCGAAUGCAAUUUGUCCGUAUGGUAUCAUCGAAGUCUCAAUUAAUUUCACGCCCCUUUGAUAUUGCUAAUACAAAAAUGAUAAGAGAAACCAUGGAAAGAUUCCCACGACCAAAUUUCAUUUCAUUUGAUUUAUUUGGAACUUUAUAUGAUCCCAUAAAACCUGUGCCUGAACAAUACUAUGAAAUUGCGUCUAAGGAAUUUGGUAUUCAUAAAUCAGCGGAAUCUAUUGAAAAGGAGUUUCCAAUUGUAUACAACGAGAUGCUAGAAAUGUAUCCGAACUAUGGAAAGGGAAACCCCAAAUUUGAAAAUUGUGACCAAUGGUGGGGUGAAUUAAUAAUUCGUUUGUUUAAAUUGGACAGGCACGAUGAUCAAGCAUGGGCAUUAUCACAUAGGUUAAUUCACCAUUUCACUAGUGAUGAAGCAUACAAGGUUUAUGAUGAUGUGAUGCCCACAUUGAAAGGUCUUCAAGAAAGAGGUAUUAAAUUGGUUGCAGCAAGUAACUCUGAUUUAAAAGCUUUAACAAUAUUGGAUAGUUUGAAGAUUAAAUCAUAUUUUCAUUGCAGCGAACACUUCCAUUGUAGUGGGGUGUUCUUGUCUUAUGAUUCUGGCCAUUCAAAACCAACAAAGGAAUUUUUUGAUAGGAUUGCUUUAACUGAAUACAAGGCUCAAGUCAAUGCACAUUAUAAAGGAACACGUGCACCAGGUCAGUUUCUUGCAAAUAAUUGGCAUGUUGGCGAUAGCUACCUGCAAGAUUUUGUCGGAGCAGUUCGUGCAGGUUGGAAUGGUGUGUUGCUAGACAGAAAUUGUUCAAGUGAGUUUUUCCAAGACGUUAAGAAACCCCAAAAUGAAGGAUGUUUCUUGAGCGAAACACCUCAAACAGACGAUAAUCAUAACAAGAAAGAUAUGGUGAUCUUGGCAAACAACCGAGUGGUUAUAACCAAGUUAACUCAGCUUUUAGACAUAUUUGAUAUCUAA